This is a messenger RNA of Lolium rigidum, 994 nucleotides long. RefSeq names its product pseudo histidine-containing phosphotransfer protein 1-like. NCBI's taxonomy places the organism in Eukaryota, Viridiplantae, Streptophyta, Magnoliopsida, Poales, Poaceae. The transcript is spliced from 7 exons. The record is from RefSeq and is a predicted model, not a curated record. Gene Ontology annotation, biological process: phosphorelay signal transduction system; phosphorylation; cytokinin-activated signaling pathway. The coding region runs from base 219 to 665 and encodes 148 amino acids. Gene Ontology annotation, cellular component: nucleus; cytoplasm. Gene Ontology annotation, molecular function: histidine phosphotransfer kinase activity; protein histidine kinase binding.
AGAGCUCCAGCGUACAGGAAUCCGCAUAUAUUCAAGUCACUCUCCAAAAUAUGGAUAGCUUUUGCAUACCGUGGCAAUCAAAUCACCUACGCACGCAAGAUACUAAACAUUGCUAUCCAGACUCCAGAGCUCCCACAAGUUAUAUAGGUGCAUUGCGAAGCUUGCUCUAAUCUGUACCAACUUCACUUAGCCACUUAUUCAUCCGUCCAUCCAUAUAAAUGGAUUAUUCUAAUUUGCGACGACAAGCUGCAUCUAUGAAAAAGGGCCUCUUUGAUCAGGGUCACCUUGAUGAGCAAUUUCGUCAGGUGGAGGACUUGCAGGAUGAAGCUAGUCCUAAUUUUGUGGAAGAAGUUGCUGUGUUGUUUUUCAAAGAUUCAGGCAGGCUAAUAUCAAACCUUGAGCAAGCUUUGGAGAAGUACCCCAGAGAUUUCAAUAGGUGGGAUGCAUACAUGCAGCAACUGAAAGGCAGCUGUUCCAGCAUUGGUGCUUCUAGGAUGAAGAGUGAAUGCAUGUCAUUCAAAGAUAACUGUGGGAAAGGAAAUGUUGAAGGUUGCAUGGGGUGUCUCCAGAAAUUGAAGAGGGAGCAUGCGAUCCUGAGGCAGAAACUAGAAUCCUAUUUCCAGCUGCUGCGGCAAGCUGGUCCUACUGGAGCGGCCACCCACUAGACCUGUCAUGUAAGUACUGGAGGUGCACUAAUUAUGGAGAAAGUACUACGGAAAUAGGACCCCAGACCCUAUAAAAUGCUGGUAUCCUGCUGGGAGCGUAACUUGGCCAGCAUACAACAGUUGCAGUCUGACGGUACACACUGCGCUUCGACAACAAAUCAACAAUACAUAUGAUGUUCCGCCCUCUGAUAUUCUACUCAUUUAUAAGUAUAUAUAUAGUAAACAAAAAAUAAGAAGAGAGGCCUGUUGUGCUGUGGUAAGUACAUGCUUGCAUGAAACUUGGAAUCCAUUUUUCUUGUUUUUCUAAUAAAGGCACAGUUUAUCGAGCA